UGCCACGCGUUGAGCACAACACACGCGAUGGUUCGUUGACUGAUUCCUUGACACAAACACGACGAAUCAAUCGAUCCCUUGGCCCGAAAUGAAGAAGUCUCAUUCCUCACCUCAUCACUCAUCCCUCAGGCACAGACCAUUGACGAAUCACACACAGACACCGAGAUGGCGGUCACUUCUUCGCGAUCGUGACGUCUCCCACGCCGAUCCCGGUUAAAUUUCUCAGGCAUUUAUCUGUUCUGUGUACGUGUUCGGUCGGCCAAGGUUGUUUUGAUAUCGUACGUGUACAUAUGAAUGAAUGCCUUAUGGGUCUCUCCAUGCGUUCUCCAUGCGUUCUCCAUGCGAUGACAUGUAUAUGCCGUGGCUCAUUGGUCUAUCCAUGCAAACAACCAUGUAUCACCAGGACGGUCCUUCUGUGUCGGGCGGGCUGAAAGUAGACGUAGACACAAUGUCAACUGUCACGUAUGGCGUGGGGCUUGGCGACUCGACGUCAGCUGCAAUGGGCACGACAGUCGUUGUGGUGCCCUCGACCGCCCUCUCGGCCUCAUUUAAUGCCUUCUCUGCUGCACACACAGCACACAGACAGACGUGUGUAUGUGUAUGUAUGUACCAUAUACACAUACGGAAUAUGUGUCUCUUGUUUUUGCCUUCUUCCUUCAUAUCUUCUCUCUGUUCUUCCAUCUUGUCUGGAGCCGACUCAUUGGCUGCAAUGCAGACGACAGAUACCAACAAUGUGAGCGGCAGGCAUACGGACCCCCUCCCCUGCCUCUGGCUGCCUAUCUCUGUCCAGCUCUUCCGUCUGCUGUUCCACCAGCUGCGACGGUAUGGUCACGGGAGGCACGUCCUCAGGCGGCGGUGUAGUGGGCGCAGCGGUGGUGGUCGUGGUCACGAGCUGCCCCUCAUCCUCCCCGUUGUCGACCGCCCGGCUCGGCAUCUCGCUCACGGAGGGAGGGCCCGACUCCACGCCGACACGUGCAUGUGCACGUGUGCGCAUAGGGGUAUUCAUUAUAUACACACUCUCCAAGUCCAAACGUGCAUGCGCACGUGUGCGCACAUAGACAUUCAUCACAUAUACACUCCACGUCGACACGUGCAUGCGCACGUGUGCGCACAGAGACAUUCACCAUAUAGACACACUCUACGUCGACACGUGCAUGCGCAGGUGUGUGCACCGAGACCUUCAUCAUAUACACACUCCACGUCGACACGUGCAUGCGCACGUGUGCGCACAUAGACAUUCAUCACAUACACACAUUCCAAGUCGACACGUGCACGCGCAGGUGUUUGCACCAAGACAUUCAUCAUAUACACACUCCACGCCGACACGUGCAUGUGCACGUGUGCGCAUUGGGGUAAUCAUUCCAAAGCACUGAUACAUUCAGUGCGCAUAGGGGUAUUCAUUAUAUACACACACUCCAAGUCGACACGUGCAUGCGCAGGUGUGCGCACUGAAACAUUCAUCAUAUACACACACUGCAGGUCCAAACGUGCAUGCGCAGGUGUGCGCACUGAAACAUUCAUUAUAUACACACACUCCAAGUCGACACGUGCAUGCGCAGGGGUGCGCACAGAGACAUUCAUCAUAUACACACACUCCAUGUCGACACGUGCAUACCCAGGUGUGCGCACUGAAACAUUCAUCAUAUACACACACCCCAAGUCAACACGUGCGUGCGCACGUGUGCGCACAGAGAGGUUCAUCAUAUACAUACACUCCAAGUCCAAACGUGCAUGCGCAGGGGUGCGCACAGAGACAUUCAUCAUAUACACACACUCCGAGUCGACACGUGCAUGUGCACGUGUGCGCACUGAUACAUUCAGUGCGCAUAGGGGUAUUCAUUAUAUACACACACUCCAAGGCGACACGUGCAUGCGCAGGUGUGCGCACUGAAACAUUCAUCAUAUACACACACUGCAGGUCCAAACGUGCAUGCGCAGGUGUGCGCACUGAAACAUUCAUUAUAUACACACACUCCAAGUCGACACGUGCAUGCGCAGGGGUGCACACAGAGACAUUCAUUAUAUACACACACUCCAAGUCGACACAUGCAUACGCAGGUGUGCGCACCGAGACAUUCAUCAUAUACACACACUCCAAGUCCAAACGUGCAUGCGCAGGUGUGCGCACAAAGACAUUCAUCACAUACACACACUCCAUGUCGACACGUGCAUGCGCAGGUGUGCGCACCGAGACAUUCAUCAUAUACACACACUCCAAGUCCAAACGUGCAUGCGCAGGUGUGUGCACCGAGACCUUCAUCACAUACACACACCCGACCUUCAUCACAUACACACACCCCAAGUCGACACGUGCGUGCGCACGUGUGCGCACAGAGACAUUCACCAUAUACACACACUCCAAGUCGACACGUGCAUGCGCAGGUGUGCGCAUAGGGGUAUUCAUUAUAUACAUACACUCCAUGUCGACACGUGUAUACCCAGGUGUGCGCACUGAAACAUUCAUCAUAUACACACACUGCAGGUCCAAACGUGCAUGCGCAGUUGUGCGCACACAAACAUUCAUAAUAUAGUAAUGCCUCACUACAAAAUCUCAUCCCUUAUCCAUCAACCUAUUUAUCUAUUGAUCCAUCAUCAGUUGAUGUUUCUCUUGACAUCAUCUUUCAGUAUACCAGCCACAUCAAGCACCACAUCUGUUCAUUUCGUCUGAACCAUCCGUUCAUCGACAUAAAGCUGUCGGUCAACAGCAUCCAGUAGAAACGCUCACACACUUGCUGGACCACUCGCACCACAAACCACAAACUAAACACGCCGUUGACGUCAUCGUGACCAUGGUGUCUGCUUGUCGGCUGUGUCUCGCCGACACGGUCAGCAUUUUUCGAGUCAAAGCGUGCCUCUGUCGUAUGUGGAUCGUACAUGAGCCAGCGGCCCUCCUGAGAGAGACACCAUCAACCAUAUCCCACAGCUGCACGGCAUGGUCCCACCCGCCGCUCACUAUUAUGGGCUCGGUGGGGUGGAGACGGAUGGAAAACACCCCAUUGGAAUGGCCGGGGUACAUACUAGACCCGGUGCCUGUGCGUGCGGGGGCAAGCAGCAAGCACUGCUACAUACGUGCAUGCAUAUCACGUGUGUUGCCAUUGAAUUUCGC
Molecule: messenger RNA, 3106 nt
Organism: Vitrella brassicaformis
Lineage: Eukaryota; Vitrellaceae
Source: the annotation of a GenBank genome assembly